AAAACUCAAGUAAUGACGUAAUAUAGAAUGAAACAGGUUUUGUCACACAUUCUUCUGCAAUGCACACUGUGCUGCUCAUCAUGGUCUCUGCGCUUUGGCCACCUGGGGGCAGUAUGCGACAGACACACGGCUAUGCUGUACUGGAGGCUCAGCUCCCCUCUCUGCUUUUCAGUAUGGCAGUAAGAUUAGUCGUUCUUCGCAGAGGAUAAAUAAUAGGUACCUGUGAGUAUUAUAUUAUCUUUCUACAUGUGUUGUUCCACUGUUUGUGUGAAGAUAUCUGUUGCUUACAGCGUAACAACACUGCCACAUGGAUGCAAAUUGUUAGCCCGUAUGCCUAUGGAGUUGCCCAUUGUGUGUUAGCAUUAAGGUAGCAGAGGCCAUGUGUUUUUUUUCUUUUCUUUAAAUACACGUCAUUCUCCGUUUUACGUUUAGUUUGAUCGUAAACUUCAGCUGAGAGAGGCAAUAACCAGCUUGAAGCCUCCUUUUUAAGGAAUAAUUACUAAUUAUAUACGUAUUAUAUCUUUCAAACUUCCGCUUGUUGUGAAAUGAGUCGAGUCUCCUGCCGUCAUACAGCGAUCGUAUCUCAAGUUUGCGCUCACAAGUCAAAGCAAAGAAAAUUGGCCCAUUGACAGCUCAUAUCUUGAAAAACUCGUAAGCAGGAUAGGGUACCUGCAAAUGCAGUAUAGGAAUGAAGUACAAAUACUUUGGAACUUCCCACAACUGCCGUUUCCCCUCUUGUAAUUUGCAUUCGCAAUUGACUGUAUGCUGUACAUUGGCAUAGGUCAGUGCCUAGCGUGACUGUAUGGAAUGUGAUCAAAUAAAGUGUGAGACCCUGACACAGUGUGUGGUGGCGGGGGGUAACGUUCCAGUGUCACAGACAAGCACGCCUGUGUCUGUAAAUAGCAGGAUCUGAUCAGCGCUUCACCCAAACAGGGAACUCUCUUCUCACUCUCUCUCUCUCUCUCUCUCUCUCUCUCUCCUUCUCUCUCUCCUGUCCAUUCCGAGCUCUUAACGCAUGUCUGAAUACAGCCCGGACAGGACGGGAGACUCAUCACAACCGUCAGGAAGAAGGGAGGAAAACUUACAAGUUACAAGGAUACGUGUGGGACGUCUUUACAUCAUUGAAAGCCUCCCCUCUUUUUGGUUUUAUGACGGAAGGUGUGUUGCCUUGCGUUGAAUCUCUUAAGAAGUGCUCUCCAAUAUGAAUACAGAUAGUGGCGGAUGCGCUCGCAAAAGUGUGGCUGUUACGCUCACGCUCUCGCCCAUGAAGAGGGUCCAGAGCUCACCCGAUCUGGCCUCAGGGAGUGAUCCUCACUCAUCAGACUUCAAUUCUUGGCGGUCUCGCAGUGCAACCGAUGGCCUUAAGAACAGCGACGCAAUCAGCUCGUCUCUGGCCGCCAAAGGCUUUCGCAGCGUCAGGCCCAACCUGCAGGACAGAAAGUCACAGGGCCCCGUCUCCUUUGACUCCACAGCACGUCACUCCCCCUUUCUCAGCCACAGCUCCGAAUCCCUCAACUACCUGUCGGGCCUAAUGUCCAAGGGGCUGUCACCCAGCCCGUAUGUCGCUACCGUCACCACAUCGCCCCCCGCCUCUCCCGUGACGGUCUCGGCUCUCAGCCACUACUCCUCCUCCACGGCGGGUCUGCUGGACGAGCUGCAGAUCUGUAGCCUGGACUCGCCCGGCGCCUCGCCCACGCCAUCGCCCACCCUCAGCCACGUCUCGGUCUUCACAGCCGCUGCAACAGCCACUGUCACUAACGGCCAGCUGCUCUCUCAUGCCAUGAAUGGGGGAACGGUGCAUGCACCGAGACCGCUUUCGCCACCAUCUUACCCGCCGCCACCCACCUCGCUUCGCACCGGACUCCUGAGGCCGAGCCAGAGCUCUGAUGUCAUCGAGGCAUACACCAGAGAGUCUGUGGUGUCGGGCAAUGCCAGCUUCAGAAGCACCGUGCCCAUUGCCAGCUUCUCCGAGGAGGAAACCAAAGUGUCCAUCAUCAAAGCCCCCCAUUACGAAGGCAUCGGACCAGUGGACGAGUCGGGCAUUCCCAUUGCCAUCCGCACGACAGUGGAUCGGCCCAAGGACUGGUACAAGACCAUGUUCAAACAGAUCCACAAGGUCCACAAAGCGGAUGACGACUAUUCGGACACUUACAGUGCAACAUUUGCUAUCGUUAACAACGAUGACUACAGCAUGCCACCAAGCGCCACCUUGGCCCACCCGCCCCCACGUACACAUACCUACAGGCCGCUCGCAAAGAGCCCGUCGGACAGCGGCGGGCAAAACCUGGCCGGCCGGGAUCCCUCUCCUUCGCCGUCACCCGUGCCUCCUCCCCCGCCGCCGCCGCCGCCGCCCUCCCUGCUCCAGCUGAGGGCCAGAGACAGUGACCGUGACACACCAGAUAUGAACGAAUGGGGUCCACCCGACAGGAAAGUGGACACAAGAAAGUACCGCGCUGAGCCAAGGAGUAUUUUUGAGUACGAGCCAGGGAAGUCCUCCAUUUUAGAGCAUGAAAGACCCACCUAUGAUGACGUAGAUUUAGAGAACGAGCCUUGGUAUAAGUUCUUUUCCGAGCUGGAGUUUGGCCGCCCGCCUCCUAAAAAACGGCUGGAUUAUAAUCCAGACGUCUCGGCUCGCCAGCGCAUCGAGGCAACCCUGCCGGUCGCUCCUGUCGACAAGCCCCCAGAGAGACCCGCGAGUGCUGCCAGCGACUACAGAAAGAGAAGGAAGUCAGAGCCUGCCGCUUCCCAGGCGAGCACUCUGUCAUACCCGAGCCGAGUGGCGGCGUCGCCCAAAACACCGGACGCCAGCAGGUCCGCCAGCGGCACCCUCAAGAAGCCCGUCGUUCGCUCCUCACCGUCCUCGCCCUCACGCACCAAAGGUGGGGCCGCAUGCGUCAUGUAUUCAAACACUUUGACCUCUCCCGGUUCUUGCCGGCACUCCUCACCGCCCCCUGUGCCCCUCCGUGACCCGGAGGCGGCAAAGCGAGCCUCCUCUGAGGAGGCUCCACCGCCGCUACCGCCCAGCGGCAAGCUCAGGUCCCGUAGCUGCGAUGACUUGCUGGGCGACAGUCCAAGCCGACGGCGCGCCUGCCGCUCAGAAAGCGCCGGCUCGUUGCUGUGCAACCGCUCAGACUCCGACAGGUCUGUCGGCUCUGUGCCCCACCUCCGCCGUCGGCUGCCGCACGACUCCCCGGGCUUCCUCAAGCUUUACCGCAAGAUGCACCACAUCGACAGGGCCCACCUGAUACCGUCCGAGGUGAUCCGUUCGGUCCGCGCCCGCAUCUUGGAGCUGGAGCGGCAGCCCCAUCUGCACCUGCACCGUCUCUCCCCUUGCGUGCCCUCUGGCGGCUUGGAAGUGCCGCGCGACACUGUGCCCAACCGCAUCUCCACGUACGAGAGUCUCAUUGAGAAGUCCAAAUCCAUGCCCAAUUUGGGGGACAGCGAGGUGCCAUCGGGCGCCACCACGCCAGGCGGCUCUUCGUCCCGAGCGAGCAGUGGCGGCGGCACCCCUAGUUUUCCAAAACGUCGUUUCUCAAUCGAGUCUUUACUGGAGGAGGGCGACAGUGGCAAUAGACCACCGCCUCCCGCUACGGACCGCUCACGCAAACCUCGUAGCCCGCCUGAGGGUCGGCCUCGCGUGGGGCCGGAGCCCGACCGUGGGGCCUCGUAUCCGGCUCCUCCCGUCCCUCGGAUGCCGCAAGCUGACUACUCUGACAGCGAGCAGGAUGCCAUCGCCUCAGACCUCAGCGACUUCAUCCAAGUCGAGGGCUCUUCGUUUUGCAGUGAGAGCGACUUUGACCACUGCUCACUGACGUCCUCGGAGAGCUUUUACGGCUCUGCCACACUGCACCACCGCCUCCGCCAUCACCACCACCACCCUAGUCACCAGAGUGUCGGCCAGAGCCAGGGCUACCAGCACCGACACCUCAUUAGCUCUUGCAAGGGUCGUUGCCCGGCCUCUUACACCCGCUUCACCACCAUGCUUCGUCACGAGCGACAGCGGGCCCGCCAGGACCCUCAGAGACCUUCGGUGCUGAGUCGCAGUGGCCGUUCCCAGGUCCAGAACGAGUCCCAGCAGUCCAUGUCCAAGCUGGCCUCCCUGGUCAGCCCAGUGCCUUUCCACAAGAAAAAGGGCAGCGGCGGCGGCGGCGGCGGCGGUCACACAAGCAGACCAAAAUCCAAGCAGGCUAUCUACGAAGCGCUGGACAACGCCCUGAGAGACAUCUAUGAGCACAUCCAAGCCGAGCGGGGCCACAGGGGCGCCAGGACCCCCGACGACAGCAUCCUGAGGAGAAUACUCUCGGAGCUGCUGCCUAACGUGCCCGAAAGAAGCUCUUCGUUGCCGGGAAGGAGGGGGUGUUGGCACGAGGUCCCCACGGACGGUUACGCCUCGCAAGGGGGAGAUCCGCUCACGCCACAAUUGCAGUCCCCCCGGCAAUUGCAGUCGCCAGUCAGUGCCUGUUACGGACGGCAUUUGGACACCACCGACUGUAAUGAUUACGGGGAGGAGCGUGGCAAUGGGAAUGGUGUUUUUUAUUCAGAGCAGGAUGUGCCCAGGAGCUACUCCACCACGGAUGGUCGCCACACGCCGCAGAUUCGAAGAGCCGCUCCUGACAGAGAGGUGUCUCAUAAACAGAUGACACAACUUAUUCUCUUCUCUCUCCUCCAUCAGAAGCAGCCCGCCCGAGCCAUUUACGACUUUAAAGCGCAGACGGCUAAGGAGUUAACGUUCAAGAAAGGGGACGCGGUGAACAUAAUCAGGCAGCUCGACAACAACUGGUACGAAGGCGAGCACCGAGGCCGGGUAGGGAUAUUCCCCAUAGCUUACGUGGAGAAGAUGGCGUCUUCGGAGAAGCAGCAGCCCAGCCGCCCGCCUCCGCCCGCCCACGUCAGAGAGAUCGGAGAGGCGGUGGCUCGCUACAACUUCAACGCCGACACAAACGUGGAGUUGUCUCUCCGAAAGGGCGAAAGGGUGAUCGUUAUGCGGCAGGUGGACCAGAACUGGUACGAGGGCAAGAUCCCGGACACGACCAAACAGGGCAUCUUUCCUGUGGCUUAUGUGGACCUGCUCAAGCGCUCGCCCGCCAAGACCUCUGCCCACCACCUCCACCACGUGGACCCCCAGGGAUACCAUAGCAGCAGGACACCCAGCUCCACGCCCAUCAAGACAUUCUACGGUCCCCCACCUCCUUCCCCCGCCCCCGCCCCCGCCCGCGACCACCCAUCCUCCCUGCUGACAAGGCCCGACCUGCGGGCGGUCACCUAUGAGUGGCUCUCCCUCACUGUGGAUGUCCCACCGCCUCGUUCCCUCUCGACCACGCCCAUGCCGCCCCCGCUCACCAGUCACGACGCGUCGUCUCUGGACGAGCUCCUGCCCGCCUCGCCCGAGUAUCCCUCCAGCGUUUUAGGUCCACUCGCACAUUCUCGCGGGCGAAGCUCGGUCGACCGAUUGCGCGCAACGAAUCCAAGCAAGUCGGCAAAAGCGGUGUCGGAGCCCGUGACGUCACAUAGCCGCAUUGAUGUCCAGCUCGGUGUGGCAGACCCUUACGACGACCUGUUGUCUGUUAUUCUGGAUGACCAGGACCGGUCACCGGUGCGCUCUAUAAAUAAGGCCCGAUUUCGAAAAUCUCAGCCAGAAGCGAAACCCCGAGCAAUUGAAUCAGCAGAACACAAGCGUGUAACAGCACACAUCCUGAGCCAAUCCCUCGUUGAGUCUCAGAGGCCUCCGUCAACUAUCGAGUUAUUCAUUCAGGAAGAAGAAGAUGAGGAUGAGGAGAUUUUUAGAGGGAGGCUCAGUAUACAGGCUGACGUCUGUCCCCCCACUCACUCGCCUUCUCCUCCCACCGGCCGCCCGUCAUCCUCCUCACCCCAACCCUUGAACUCUCCCCGGGCCUCUCCCCGCCCACCGCCUCUCCCCGUCUUCUCCACGUCACCUCCCGUCUCGCCCUCUCCCUCCGUCUCCCCCCUCCGCUCGCCAGAGGCACUGACUCCGCCCAACCCCGCCACGUCUCCCUCACCCCCAUCCCCCCUGCUCUUUACUUCCUGCCGCUCUCCCCCCACAGUACCCCACACGGGCCGCAGGUCUCCCAAGGUGAAGGAUCCAGUCGUGGGUGGAAAGCCGCCUCGUAGCCCCAUCUUGUCUCGGAGGCCCGCUAGAGGUCGGAGGCGAUUAGUUCAGGAAGCUCUCCACGGUGGAGGAGAUCCCUUCCAGGCCGUGUACAACUACGCGCCGCGCAACGAGGACGAGCUGGAGUUGAGGGAGGGCGACGUUGUCGACGUGAUGGAGAAGUGUGACGACGGAUGGUUUGUCGGGACGUCUCGUCGAAGCAAGUUGUUCGGAACCUUCCCAGGAAAUUACGUCAAACAACUACCGUGAAUAAUUCCUCGCCAAACCCUCCUCAGCACAGAAGAUGUGUGUGUGUCUUGUGUGUGUGAGUGGCAACGCAACUCUCACUAGCCAUCUUCAACAGAAGACCUCGUUGGUAGAAUUUGUUUGUUUUUAACUCUUUGUACGCUUGUCUUUAUGGUCAAAGACAAGGCGAAAAAUGACGAUGAUGGAAAAACGCUUUUGUGUGUGUGCGUGCGUGCGUGUGUGUGUGCGUGCGUGUGUUUGUGCACGUGUGUUUUUGCUGCAUCACGUAUUUUUCAUUUGUUUGUUCAAAAAUUUCCGUACCCCAAAGACAUUCAACGACAAAUUUUGUGCUGUUACGUGCGCAAAUUUUGCCGGUUCACCAUCACCACUCGCGUUUAUGCACUUUAACCAAUUUGUGUUUGUUUGUUUGUUUGACGUCAGAUUUCACCUCCGAAGGAGAAAGUGUGUCGGUUUUGCGGGGCAAAGGGGGCUUGCCAGUUUUUUAGUUGUUGUAUUUAUUAGCGCUCCAAUGCUAGGGUAUGAUUGUAGUGUUGUUUUUGUUUUUUUUAUUAACGCAACUGAACCCACUUUUGAAGGAUUGUUUUUAUAAAGUAAAUUAGGUAGCAUCCCAGAAAAAGCACGUAGCUCCAUAUUUUGUUUUUACUUAUUGGAAAAUCAAGAAUUUUAUAAGAAUUAUUAUUAUUAACAAUUAUUAUUAACAAUUAUUAUUAUUAUUUAUAAGAUUUUUUUUAUUAUUUGUAUUACUCUUAUUGCAGUUCUUGAAAGAAAAAUGUAACUAAAAAUGUUGAAUUUUUUGAAGACUGACAAUAUUCAAUAUUUGUUAGUUUUUUUGUUUGUUUUUUUUUUUUUUUUUGAAACACAUUUUGACAAAAGAUUUUUGGUCAGAAUGUGGCAUUCGUAUCCAAAACGCAAACUUUUUUUUUUUUUAAAAAAAAAAAAAAAAAAAACCUUUGUUGGGAGAUGUGUGUGUACAUGUUUUUAAUUAUACAGUGACGAUCGAUAUACAAUAGGGUGAUAACCUUUUUUAAAUGAUAAUUGCAUUCUGUAAUUACGUCCAACGAAUGCAUGUUACCUUUUUUUCUUUUUAAUACGAAAAAAGGAUUUGUGUUUCGGCUAUAGUUUUUUUUUUUUUAACUCAAAAUUCGGAGCUACGUGUUUUUUGUCAAAUAUACAAUAUUGCAUUAAUUAACAUAAGAUAUGGAUUGUAGGCUGUCCGUUUAGUUACACAGGUUAGAUACAUUUCCAGGUUUUCCACCAGGGAGCGUUUGUACUACAUUUACAGCCACAUCUUAGCUAUAACGUUGCACGAAGGCUUUUUAUUUUAUUUUUGGACAAUGACUAUUGUUGAAGCACCUUAGGAUGUUAUUUUUAUCAUAAAUUCACAUUGUUGCUCACAUUUUCACAUUUCAGUGUGUGUGUGUGUGUGUGUGUUUUUUUUCUCAGCCUUUUAUGUUAUCCAAGAUCCACCUGCUUUAUAAAAAAAAGAUCACUCACUUUUGGUAUUAUUAUUUUUUCUUCUUUUGCCACCUUUUUUCCCAUCAACAGCGCCACCUUCUGUGUGUUUUUACACAAUUUUUUCGUGACUGAACACCGCCUUAAAAAACAGACUAGCGUAUGUAACGUGAUGAAUGCAAAAAAACAUGAAUAAUGUUAAUGUCGUGAAAACAGCUUAUUUGUAAGCACAUCACACACACACACACGAGUCAAGUAUUUCUACUUUGCAUUUUAUGGGGCUGUAUUAUUAAUAAAUGCUUAGAUUCAUGAUCAUA
Molecule: messenger RNA, 8142 nt
Organism: Phyllopteryx taeniolatus (common seadragon)
Lineage: Eukaryota; Metazoa; Chordata; Actinopteri; Syngnathiformes; Syngnathidae
Gene: sorbs2a
Product: sorbin and SH3 domain containing 2a
Exons: 28
Coding region: 1202-6376 (1724 amino acids)
Cellular component (GO): plasma membrane
Molecular function (GO): protein binding
Source: RefSeq, a predicted model, not a curated record